This is a messenger RNA of Frieseomelitta varia, 2344 nucleotides long. RefSeq names its product flap endonuclease GEN (gene Gen). Gene Ontology annotation, molecular function: 5'-flap endonuclease activity; four-way junction DNA binding. The transcript is spliced from 6 exons. The record is from RefSeq and is a predicted model, not a curated record. The coding region runs from base 61 to 2214 and encodes 717 amino acids. NCBI's taxonomy places the organism in Eukaryota, Metazoa, Arthropoda, Insecta, Hymenoptera, Apidae.
GUGGUAUCCUCAAAACGUAACAAAUACACUGUUUACGAAGUUUAAUUUAAAUUAAUAAAAAUGGGAGUAAAAGAUCUUUGGAAUAUUUUGUCGCCUUUAAGCGAAAGAAAACCAAUGUUUGAGCUUCAAGGAAAAACAGUGGCUAUUGACAUGAGUUGCUGGGUUGUGGACAGUCAAACAGUAACUGAUCAUUCUGUGCAACCAAAAAUGUAUCUUAGGAAUCUCUAUUUUCGUACAGCAUUUCUCCUUAUGCAAGGAAUAUCACCGGUAUUUGUAUUAGAAGGAGAAGCACCUAUUCUGAAACAUAAUACAAUUGCAAAGAGAAAUAAUGUUCGCUCUGGUUUACAAGAAAAAAAAACCGCUCAUGCGAAAGGUAGAACACAGUUUAAUAGAAUUCUCAAAGAAUGUAAAGAAAUGCUUCAACUUAUGGGCCUAGCAUGUGUGCAAGGACAUGGAGAAGCAGAAGCAAUGUGUGCUCAUUUAAAUGAAGAUGGGCUUGUUGAUGGAUGCAUAAGUCAAGAUAGCGAUUGUUUUUUAUAUGGAGCAAAAAUAGUUUAUAGAAAUUUUUGUACAAGUGUACAAGGAAAUCGUGGAGGUUCAGGUGGUGCUGUGGAUGAAUAUAAAUUAGAAAAGAUAGAAAAGUUACUAGAAUUAGGAAGAAAUAAGAUGAUAGCAUUAGCUUUAUUAUGCGGUUGUGAUUAUACUGAUGGAUUGAAUGGAGUUGGUAAAGAAGCUGCUUUGAAGCUUUUUAAAAUUGUAAAUGAUGAAGAUAUUCUUGAACGAAUAAAAAGUUGGAGGACAGACAUUACUUUAGAUUAUAAAGAAGCAGAAUUAUUAAGUUCAAAUUUAUGUUCAUCUUGUGGACAUACUGGUAGAGUGCAGAAACAUACAAAGUCAGGUUGUGUAGAUUGUGGUACGACUGAGAAAUGUAGUGAUUCUUACAAAGAGAAAAGAGCAUUACUACUGAAUGAAAUUGCUUUACGUAAAAAGGCGCUUCUUAUUGAAGAUUUUCCAAAUCAGGAAUUAAUAGAUGAAUUUCUUAUUAGAAAAGAUCCAAUACCUAUGAAAAUAGAUAUUCAGUGGAAACAACCACAAGUGAAUGAAUUUAUAAAUUUUAUGGAACGACAUUUAUCUUGGGAACCACAGUAUGCUUUUGAAAAAAUAUUUCCACUAGUAACUCGUUGGCAGCUUGUACAUCUUCCAGAUAUCUCUGCUGAAACUCGUCUAACAAUACCUGAUUUAUACAUACCUGAAGCAAUAAAGAAAAUUCGAAAUAUUAGAUCUGUUGCUAGUUAUGAAAUUAUUUGGAAAACUGAUCAUAGUACAAUAGAAAGGUUAAAAAAAUACAUAGCAUUAAGUAAUGACGGUGAUAAUGAUGCGAAUAUUUUAUCUGAAUUGAUAAGCAUUGAGCCACAAAAUGCUGUACAAAGAUGUUAUCCAGAAUUAGUUGAAAUAUUUGAAAAUGCAAGAAAUGCGAAAACAAAAAAACGACCGACAAAAAAGAAAUUACAAAAUGAUACAGAUAGUGAUGGAAAACGUAAAGUAGAAAAGAGACGUCAGAAAAAAAAUGAAAAAGUUGAAGGUAAUAGGAAAAUUGAUGAAUUUAUUUCCAAAAAUGAUCCUGUGUCAUUGGAAGAAUCUUUUAGAAGAAUGAGUAUUACACCAAAGAGAUCUAAAAAAUGUAAAAAUAUGGAUGAUUUACGAGAAAAUCCGAAAAAAAAUGACAAAAUAAAACGCGGCCCUCAGUUCGAUAAAGUAUUACAAAUAGAGAAUAUUAAUUCAAAAUUAAAUAAUACAUUGGAUAGAAUGUUUAAUGAACUUUCACCAGAUGAUUUUGUUAGUGAUAACGAUGAUGUAAACAUAUCAGAGAUAAUAGAUGAUAUAUGUAAUCAAAAGGUUUUUCAAUUUAAUGAAUCAAAAGAUAUGUUAAUAAUUAAUAAUGAAAAUAAUCCAUGUGAAAAAAAUAUUGAAAAUAUGAAAACAAUUGAUAAUGUAGGUAAUCUUGAAAUUGAGUGUAAUCAAUAUUUAAAAAAUGAUACAAUUCAUGAUCAAUCAUUUGAUGAAUUUGCUGAUAUAACUGAAUCUUAUGUUCCUCUUAGUGAAAGAAUAAAAAAGAAAAGAUUUCAAAGAACUUCUACAUUAAUAAAUAAUAGAUUUACUUUUGGAAUUGAUGAUCUUAUGAAUGAUACUGAUCUGGAAAAUCGACAUACAUAGCAUUCAACAUAAAAUGCACUUUUUUUACGCAAUUAAAUAUGCAAUUAAUUAUUAGAUUAAAAUAUUAUUAAUUGUCUUCCUAUUAUCUAUGCAUGUAAAGUAUUAUGUAUAAUUUUGAGAAAUAGUAUUU